This is a messenger RNA of Solea solea (common sole), 7550 nucleotides long. RefSeq names its product ubiquitin-conjugating enzyme E2O (gene ube2o). NCBI's taxonomy places the organism in Eukaryota, Metazoa, Chordata, Actinopteri, Pleuronectiformes, Soleidae. The record is from RefSeq and is a predicted model, not a curated record. The transcript has 22 exons. Bases 8 to 4252 code for a protein of 1414 amino acids.
UAAGCACAUGCACCUCGCUGCUUCCAGGUUACCCCCUGUUUUUUUUCAUUCCGCCCUCAUCCUCUCACUCCAGCAUCACUCCCUGACAACAGCAGCGAUGGCGGAGCCCGUAGCGUCGGAUGCAGCAGCAACAGCAUCCCCGAGUCCGGGCCUCUCUCCCACAGCCAGCCCGGGCUCUGAGCCUCCAUCCGUGGCUCUCUCUCCCACGGCGGACGGCUCCCAGCGACUGCUCUUCUCACACGACCUGGUCUCCGGGCGGUAUCGCGGCUCAGUUCGGUUUGGCCUUGUACGGAUGAUCCACGGCGAGGAGGAUUUUAACUCAGAUUCGGACCUCGACGAUGGCGGAGGGAGACGCGGCGGCGGUGGAGGAGGCGGCGGCGGUGGUGGUGGAGGCGGAGGAGGACGAGGAGCCCCUUGUGGUUCUGACACGGAGAGCGCUGUGGACACCCCGAGUCAGCCCCUCGGCAGGGGAUUUGUCCGCGUCCAGUGGUACCCCGAAGGAGGAAAGCAGGACAUCAGGGAGACAAAGCUGAAACUUGAAGACCGAUCCAUUGUCAUUAGAGACAUUGUGCGACGAAACCAUUCGAAUGACAACCAGUGUGGUAUUGUUACCAACAUCGACAUCGAAUGUGCAGUGAAACUAGUGGGAACAAACUGUGUUUUGUAUCCAGUUAACAGCAAAGACCUGCAGCACAUCUGGUCCUUUAUGUACGGCGACUACAUUGCGUAUGACUUCUGGCUGGGGAAGGUGUACGACCUGACUAAUCACAUCAUCCUCAAGCUCUCCAAUGGAGCCAGGUGCUCCAUGAGCGUGGAGGACGGCGCCAAGCUUUAUGAUGUCUGUCCACAUGUCAGCGACUCGGGCCUGUUCUUUGACGAGGCAUACGGUUUCUACCCAGGUCAGGUCCUCAUUGGUCCUGCCAAAGUCUUCUCCAAUGUGCAGUGGCUGUCGGGGGUUAAACCUGUUCUCAGCAGGAAGUGCAAGUUUAGGGUGGUGGUAGAAGAGGUAAAGGUGGUUGAACUGAAGGUGACGUGGAUCACUAAGAGCUACUCCCCAAAAGGCUCCGACAGUGUAUAUCCACCUGCCUCCACCAUCACACAGGAGAAUCUCUGCAGGGUGCGACGUCUUGGUUAUUAUGACCACACCCAGAGGCAGCUGGGGGAGAGGGCCCUCUACAUCUUCCCGGCCAAGGGAGAUGCCACACGCAUCACCUGUGAAGGACCUGAGGGAGCAGCCAUCCUGCCAGAAGAUCCUGUGGCCAGAAAGUUGAAACGGAUGUUCAAGAAGGAUUUGGGAAAGAAGAUGGAGAACACUGACACACAAGGUGAACACAAAUCAGAGCAGACAGACUCUUCCCAGCCCAACAACAACAAUGGUCCUGUGGUGUCUGUCCAGAAUUCCCUGGACCCCCAGAACACCAACGACACCUCAGCCGAGCACACAGAGCAGGAUGCUGAUGAUGAGGCUGCAGAAGAUACUGACGACACCAGUUCUCUGACGUCAUCGGCGAGCUCCACCGCCUCCUCGCAGAGCGGCGGUCUGGGAACGAACCGAAAGAAGAGCAUCCCUCUCUCCAUCCGCAACCUGAAGAGGAAGCACAAAAAGAAGAGGACCAAGUUCUCACGGGAGUUCAAGCCUGGAGACCGGGUGGCAGUGGAAGUUGUGUCCACUAAGACCACUGCCGACGUGAUGUGGAAGGACGGGCGAGUGGAAAAGGGGAUCCGAUCAAACAACCUCAUCCCGAUCCAACACCUCGACAGCCACGAGUUUUGUCCCGGAGACUUUGUGGUGGACAAACGACCUCAAGCCCUGCAGGAUCCAGGAGUGUACGGUGUGAUCCAGUCCGGCGAUCACAAGGGCAGAACGUGCGUCGUUAAAUGGAUCAAACUCAACCCCACGAGUGACGACGUGGAGGUCAUCGGUAUGGAGGAGGACGUCAGUGUGUACGACAUUGCAGAUCACCCAGACUUUCACUUCCGCACCACGGACAUCGUCAUCAGAAUAUGGAACUCGGAGAACGGACAGAAUGACUGUGAAAAUGAAACAUCAGUAGGUCAGGUGUCCAGGGUGGAUGUGAGCAGCAAAGUGGAGGUGGUGUGGGCAGACAACUCCAUGACCAUCGUCCUGCCGCAGCACCUCUACAACGUGGAGUCCGAGAUCGAGGAGACGGACUACGACUCUGUGGAGGAAACCAGCAGCGUCCUGUCCACGGAGGAGUGGGAGGACGAGAGUGACAGCUGGGAGACGGAUAACGGCCUCACCACUGAAGAUGACAGUUUCGUCAACAACGCCGAAGUCACCGACACGGCGACCCCGACCCCCACGCCCACUGGAACCACAGCCUUCAUCAUCCCCCCACAGGAGGGCAAUAAAGCUGGGGUCACCAGCCCCACUAAAGCACCUACUGGAGAGGACGGAGACGCUUCUGUGGCUGUUGCCAGUCCUUCUGGAGGAGGAACGACUCCAGGAGGAGCAGUGAACGGAGCGGAGAAGCCCAGUAAAGAUGGUGCCUCUCGGGGCUUUAGGGAGUUGAAAGAAGCCUUGAAAAUCCUGGAGAGCCUAAAGAACAUGACUGUGGAGCAGUUGUUGACCGGCGGCUCGCCAACAUCUCCGACCGCCGCUGAACCAGCUUCCACAGCUAACCUAGCCAGUUCAGUGACGCCUGCGCCUUCGGAGAAACCCACUAAGGAGAAACGCUUUCUGGAUGACAUUAAGAAGCUGCAGGAGAACCUGAGAAAGACGCUGGAUAAUGUGGCCAUCGUCGAGGAGGAAAAGAUGCAGGCUGUGGUGGAGGCAGGCGGGAGUGGAGGAGCAGCGUCCGAGGUUUGUGUUAAACAAGUGGAGAGAGCUGGAGAUGAAAAGCCGCAGCAGGAGCCACAGACACCUGUUGGUGGACAAGAGUGGCCCAGUGAGUUUCUCAGUGACACGCCAGUACUGUGCCAACAGAGCGGUGGCAAGCCCGGCGUCACCUUCACCAGUGCCAAGGGAGAGGUGUUCUCUGUGCUGGAGUGGGCACCAGACACUCACUCAUUUAAGAAAAUGGAAUUUCAGCCGGCCGAAGCAAAGAAGUUCUUCAGCACAGUGAGGAAGGAAAUGGCCCUGCUGGCAACGUCACUGCCGGAUGGCAUCAUGGUCAAAACAUUUGAAGAUCGCAUGGAUCUGUUCUCGGCUCUGAUCAAAGGACCGACUCGCACACCCUAUGAAGACGGCCUUUUCCUGUUUGACAUCCAGCUGCCCAACAUCUACCCAGCUGUGCCGCCGCUGUUUCGCUACCUGUCUCAGUGCAGUGGUCGCCUCAAUCCUAACCUCUACGACAACGGCAAAGUCUGCGUCAGUCUACUCGGCACCUGGAUUGGAAAGGGCACAGAGCGAUGGACCAGUAAAUCCAGUCUGCUGCAAGUUCUCAUCUCCAUACAAGGCCUUAUCCUAGUCAAUGAGCCUUACUAUAACGAGGCCGGCUUCGACAGUGACCGAGGCCUUCAGGAAGGAUAUGAGAACAGCCGCUGUUACAACGAGAUGGCCCUGAUUAAGAUGGUCCAGUCUAUGACGCAGCUUCUGCAGAGUCCUGUAGAUGUUUUCAAGCAGGAGAUUCAAGAGCACUUUAACUCAAACGGGUGGCGCCUCGUCCACCGCCUUGAAGUGUGGCUCGAGCUGAACGACGCUGCCGAGAGGAGCCACUCGCACGUGUCCUGCAGGGGUUCGCACUCUAAAGACCGACCCUCGUCUGUGGAGCCUCUGGACGAGCAGCUGCCCCUGGGAUCGGGGCCUGUGGCAGUGGCACACAGCAGCCCCAGUAAGCCCGGUGAGGAGGGGGUCAUGGGAGUUACCAGUAUCAUGGAGGAGGAGCUGGAGGAUUCAGGGCUGAGUCUCUCCACCACAGCAGCCUCUCAGCAGGAGCUGAGCCAGACCUCAGACUGUGACAGCAGCAGCCAGGUAAAGGCCUCUCUGGGUGGCGACAACAGGGCUGCGUCCACAGUGCCCAGCUCUGACCGAGGUGGGACAUCAGAAUCCGCUUCUGUCACAGUUAGCGGAGGAGGGGUUGGCUCCACCGGAAGCCAGCCAGUGGUGCGACCAAAGAAACGUAGAAAGAGCUACAGGAGUUUCCUCCCGGAGGGCAGCGGCUACCCGGAUAUCGGCUUUCCACUCUUCCCGCUCUCUAAAGGAUUUGUGAAGAGUGUCCGAGGUGUGCUGCUGCAGUACCGAGCUGCGCUGGCCGCUGCCGGCUUCACUGAGCACACAGAGGACAAGUAAGUGCCUCGUCGCCGUUCCCAGACUCUCCUCUGCACUGCUUCCUGCUCUUUUCCCCCUUCAUCUCUGCUAACUUUUUCAUCUGCCUCAAGCUUUAGAGGAGGAUCCAUUACUUAUCUUGUCCAGAACUGCACUGCGCCCCAGCACUGCCUACAUUUUGUCCUUAAACUCCAUUCCUAAGUCUAUACUGCUCCUGCUGCCCCCAAACUCCUCAACAGUUUGCCUUUUCUUUCCCAUAAUCCCAAUAAUCCCAACUGCAGGAGAAAAUCAUCUUUGAUCAGGAGACUGAGCAAACUGGUUUGGAUGCAACUUGAUAAUAAUGUCUUUGUUUUCCUUUAGUGUCCUUGCAGAUGAGUGUUAUGGAUAAAGCUGAGUGGCGCUCACAUAGGCACCAUCAUCUUUUAAAGGAUGCAGGUAAAAUUAAAGAGCUUUUACUGGAGGUAAACAAAGUUUUUUUUUAGUCCCCGUCAGCCUCAGCAGGACUUCAGUGGCAGUGACGUGGAUGCAAAAAGGACAGAAUCAGAUGAAGAAAGAAAAACAUCUGUGCCAUGAACUCUCUCCCGUUCACCUCAUUCGCCUCCAGCGAGCUUCCACCACACAUGUGCGGGUUGAUGGAGAACCACUCGUUUCAAUCGGCCUGAAAAACAGACUGGGUUCCACUGGAAAAGAAAAAAACUGCAAAUCCCAGCUGGCUUGGCUGUUGAGCUCACUGCGACUCUCUGUAGCACUACUAAAUAUUAUUGCUGAAAACAUCCUGCACUACAACAAACACACGGACAACCUGGUCUGGAAGACACCAACCAGGAGGAGUCGUUUAAGUAGAAGUGACCGGUUGUACGCUUUCUGCCAAAUUGCUCUCACUGUUCACAAGUAAACACACACACUCGGACACAAAUGGUCCAGUAGAAUGUACUGAAUGUCAGUAAAACUGCCAACAACAGCUUCACCAAUUUGUCCACUACACUUGCUGGUAUUUGUCCUUCGCCAAUCACUCACACUGAACCACGCGACAAACACCCAACGAGUGACAACGUUUACAUAAGAAUCACCCGCGCGGGUCAGACUGCUGUAGCUGUCUGGUGUGUAGAGAAGCCGGUCAAGGUAAAGGACGGCGGUCAUGUGGCGGAGUCUGUGCUCUAGCUGAAGAGGCUGAACUGUUCAGUGUGGAGGUUAUUUACCCAUGAUGCUCGUCACUGCUGUGACGGACCCGAAAACACAUCACUGCAAAUGACACAAUUUAAAGAAUAAACAAAAUAAGAAAGAGAGAAGAAAAAUCCAUUCCAUCAUUUCUUGUCAACAUGUUGCCUUACUUGAAAUGUUAGACCAUUGUGUGCAGAACUGCUGUGUCAUGAUUCAGGCAUUCACACACACACACACACACAUAGACUUAACACUAAAACCACUAAAACCCAAGUGUUUUCCUCCUCUAAUAGAACACAUCUCUGAUAAAUCCCUUCCUUUAUUCCUAAACAUGUGUCACACUGCUGAGUUUAAUGACAUCAGAAGACAAAACCACAGUACGUGUAUUUACUUAAUCUGCUUGAUAAAUAUUUUCACUUAUUCCUGUCUCCUGGUUCAACAUCUCAUCCUGCAAAGACGACGGCAGAGUGAAAAAAACGACAGCACACAGGCCAAACAGUAGCAGACCUGACUGUUGUCUGCGACUUUAUUAUAUUCCUUUUUUCUUUAUUGCGAUCUGGAUGAAGAAGGAAAAAAAUAAAAUAAUAAUUGGGUUUUAUUUAAAGUCGCCUCGUCACAGAUUAACUGUGAAACUCACCUUUGGGUCCAAUCGUGCUUCCUGCGUGAAGUCCUUGUUUACAUCUAUCCCACAGUUGUCCCACGCCGAACGUCACGUUAAAUCAAUAUCAGCGUUUUAAUUUUACUAUGAUUUAAACGGGUCAGACAAAAACCCCCUCGUGUUUGCUAUGGUCUCUGAAAUAAACGAGGGAGCCUCCGGCUGGCUCUGUAUUUUACUUGAACAAAGAACCUUGAUGCUGAACAGUGUUUGUGAAUGACAUGAAUGUGCUGCUGUGAGAUAUGAGAGGAUGAAAAACCACGAGCCAAGAGUUUAACAAAGAAAAGAAACACUUGAGGGGGGGGGUGGGGGAAAUAAAAAGGGUCCGUUUUGUUUUGCUUUGUCUUCCAUCGUUUUCUCCUGUGUGCUCGUAAAAUCUCCCGCGUCAAACGUGACUUUCAGGCAUCCACGACAUUUGACUUCCCCGUCGUCAUUCUGCCGCCUUUUAACAUGUGCCGUCUUCUUCACGGGCUACUGUAGCUGUAGCAUGUAGCUGCAUUUGCUUUACUGUCUAUUAACGCACACAUGUUUGUGUGUGUGUGUGCUGCUGCUGUUUGUAAAACGUCACCCUCACAGUUCUUGGAGGAGCUCAUUUUUGAUUAUUCGGAGCUCUGGCAGCACAUUAUGGUGUUUUGACACAUGUUGCGAUUGCGACGUGAUACAUAAUUGGUGCGACUUGAAUAUUUUUUCCUGCAUCUCAACUCAAAAUAACAAACAUUUGACUUUAUCUUGGAAACCGUCAACAAAAAAAAAAACCCACACACAUUCAAUAGUCUAGAGAGAAAUUGACUGCAGUUUACUUGGGAUUCCAUUUAUUUUGGGAUUAAUUACGCAACACCAGUCAAAGGUCAAACACUUGUCGCCUCCAAGAAUUCACAGGUGACAUUUCUGCUUCUUUUCGCUCCGUCGUCUCCGGCUCGUCGUCUUUUCUCAUUCGUCACAAACCGAAACAGAAAAUGUGAAGCAAAAAUCUGUGAGAAAGCUAACAAGCACAUGAUGCUGUGUACAAUUUCCUGCGCGUGUGUGUGUGUGUGUGUAAAUUAUCCAGAUUUGAACAUUGGAAUUAUUAAUAUGAUUAUCAUUCUUGUUAUUAUUAAUAUGAUUACUAAUGCGAGACGUUUUGUUUUCCAGCCAAAGCAUGUAACAUGUUGCUUUAAGCCUUUAGAACGGGCGACACGAGACUUGACUGUACGAUGUCUACAUUUCCACAGUGGCCUGUUAUUGAUGUAUGAAAAAAAACAAAAAAAAAAAACAGAAAAAAAGAUGAUUUGUAGCCUGACUCCCUCUGUACAGACGCCAUGAUUAUAUUGAAAUAUAUAUAAAUACAUACAGUAUAUAUAUUUAACACACUUGAGUUCUAACAAGUCACGUGGAUGCUUGGGGCAUAAUAUGUACAAAAUGCUGAUGAGUGUGUAUUGUACCUUUAUGAUUUUUCAUUUUUUUUAAAGGUUUACUUUUGUUGAGUUCAAACUUAAACUGUAUAGUGAUGUAUUAAACUUUGCAAGC